Molecule: messenger RNA, 1862 nt
Organism: Falco peregrinus (peregrine falcon)
Lineage: Eukaryota; Metazoa; Chordata; Aves; Falconiformes; Falconidae
Gene: LPAR4
Product: lysophosphatidic acid receptor 4
Exons: 2
Coding region: 624-1670 (348 amino acids)
Biological process (GO): positive regulation of Rho protein signal transduction; phospholipase C-activating G protein-coupled receptor signaling pathway
Cellular component (GO): membrane
Molecular function (GO): lysophosphatidic acid receptor activity
Source: RefSeq, a predicted model, not a curated record
GCCCGGGAGCCGGGAGCCGGAGCUGUGGGCCGGAGCCGGAGCCGGAGCCGGGAGCUAGAGCCGGGCAAGGCUCCGGCCGGGAAGGCAGCGCGGCGGCGGGCGCGGGGCGGGCUCAGGCGCGGGUAACACGCCCCUGCCCAAUGGAAAAGCGUUUCCUACCGAGACCCCCAGGGGUUCCCCCUGCCCACAGACCCUGCCCAGACAUUGGGCCCAUUCUUGUGUCCUGUUUCCCAAGACACGAUGGCUGCAGCGUUCAGCAGUUCUGUUUCCUCCCCGAACAAAGGGAGGCCGGCAGCUGCCGGGCGCUGUGGCUUUUGAAGAUGAACGGGCGACCUCUCCGCCGGCCGAGCACCCCGGUCCCGAGCGGCUCGAUUCCGCCGACAGAAGGAGGAGGAAUGGGGGCUGGCAGGGGGGGCUCGGGCUGAGAUCCGCCACUGCGGGCAUGGGCUCCCCGACCGCUCUGCCCCGGAUGAAAGUACUUGUGACAGAGACGCGGUGUAGCAUGGUGUCAAGCAACCUUCCUGGAAUGUGUUUCUUCAGGAAGAGAAGAGAUCACUGUCUUGUUUUAUGGAUGUCACUGAAGUAGACUUUGAAGUUCUUUGGAAGUACAUCACAGACUUGGCAUGGGAAACCACAGCAACAAUCAUACCUGUUUGACAGAUGAUUCCUUUAAGUACAACUUGUAUGGAGCAGUGUACAGCGUGGUCUUCAUCCUUGGUUUGAUUACUAACUGUGCUUCCCUCUUUGUUUUCUGCUUUCGGAUGAAAAUGCGAAGUGAAACAGCCAUUUUCAUGACAAACCUAGCUGUUUCAGAUUUGCUUUUUGUGUUCACUUUGCCUUUUAAAAUUUUUUAUAAUUUUAACAGGCAUUGGCCUUUUGGAGAUAGCCUGUGCAAGAUUUCUGGUACAGCAUUUCUCACUAACAUCUAUGGGAGCAUGCUGUUCCUCACCUGCAUUAGUGUUGACCGUUUCCUUGCUAUCGUCUAUCCAUUCCAAUCUCGCACCAUUAGGACCAGGAGAAAUUCUGCCAUAGUCUGUGCUGGUGUUUGGAUACUGGUCCUCAGCGGUGGAAUUUCAGCUUCCUUGUUCUCCACAACCAACAUUUCUAACACCAGCACGACCUGUUUUGAAGGUUUUUCCAAACGUAUCUGGAAAACCUAUCUGUCUAAGAUCACCAUAUUUAUUGAAGUGGUAGGUUUCAUAAUUCCUUUGCUACUCAACCUUACAUGCUCUUCUUUAGUUCUCAGGACUCUCCGGAAACCUGCCACCUUGUCUCAGAUUGGGACAAACAAAGAGAAAGUAUUGAAAAUGAUCAUUGUGCACGUGGCCAUUUUUGUUGUGUGCUUUGUGCCUUACAAUUCCAUACUCUUCUUGUAUGCUCUUGUGCGGUCCCAAGCGAUAGCAAAUUGCUCCUUGGAGAGGUUUGCGAGGACACUGUACCCAAUCACAUUGUGCAUUGCAACAAUGAACUGCUGCUUUGACCCCUUCAUCUAUUACUUCACAUCAGAAUCCUUCCAGAAGUCUUUCAACAUAAAAACCCAGAUAAAAAUGGAUUCUCUUUUCAAGACUGAGACACCUCUAACAAAGACUGCGCUACCAGCACCACAGGAUGAAAUAAGUGACCAGGCUAUUACGAAUGGAGGGGACCCAACAUCUGAAUCGCAUUUCUAGCGAGAUGUUUACACAUGAAGUUAGCCCCCAUUAACUUUUGAUUAACACCAUAUGUGAAAUAGUUGUUUCAGAAUAUGUGGGCUCACACGUGGUGUUAAUGAAGAAAAGUUGCCUGGGGGAUAACUACACAGGUAGAAAAAUCCUUACACUGGGAUGGUCCCAUCAGAUGCAACAGGUGAACAUGAAAUAUAA